UACUACUACUACCUGACUGGAAUCAUCCAUCACCACUGUAACCCCAACAUUAACACACCACGGUAUACUGCAGCAUUAACGUCCCUAACAAACUGUAAGGAGUCCAGUGAUGUUUAUAAAAACUACCACCUUUAUUGCUACUAGCACUAAUACCCCCCCCCACCACCACUAAUAAUAAUAAUGGCCACAACAAGAGUAACACCACAUGUUCAGAUGUAACAUUGCAUGUAUUAACAUUACCACUAGGAACUACAACCUAAACACCAAAUUGCCAUCUGGUGGGGGUCUUCUGUGUGGGCGUCCUUGGGUUGUUAGAAAUAGCAGCCAAGUCUUCCUCAAAUCACACCCAACUGACUUUUGAAAGCACAGACUAGUUUGUAUGGUUGCAGGCUAGAUAUGGAGAGGCGAGAUGGUCAUGGAUGGAACGUCUUUGGUUGUUUGUCUACUCUGAGGGUCGAUCUUAGGAUAAAGAGCCAUCAUUAGCAACUAGAGCACCACUACAACCACUACCACUUACUACUACCCUCACAACACCAAUGCCACCACUACAAAACUACAACAUAAACACUUACACAACAACACUUGAUACUAGCCACCACCACCACCACCACCACAACAACAGUAACAAAUAUCACAACAAUAACAACAACAACACAAGAAGCAGUGCCAGAAAUAGCAGCUAAGUAUCCAUCAAAUGAUUGUUUUUAAAUAUUGGAAGGACACUUUAAAGGAUCUAGUAAGAAGUUAUAGAAAUAACAAGGAAAAGUGUCAUGGUUGGAUUGUCAUAAAUAAUAAGGUCCACUGGAUUGGGCUAAACAACAACAGCAGCAGCAGCAGCAGCAGCAGCAGUGGGAAGCUGCAUGGAUAGCGAAUAAGGGCGAGAGAAGGAGAAAGGGAAGGAGAGGGAGAGAGAAAUCUGUAAUUGAAGCUAAAAGCAGGAUCUGGACUUUCCUUCUCUCACCUUUAACGGAUUAUGGACCAUCUGAGACAGAAGCUGUCAGUGCUGUGAGUGGAGAUUGAACCAUGAAUGUCAUCAAUGGGGUGUCUAUGUGGACACUACAGUCGGCGAUAUUAUUAUUUUCCUGGCUGACCGGCUGCCACAGCAUUGACCUUACCUAUCAUGUGGAGGAGGAGAAAUACUCGGGCACUUACCUCGGGGACAUUGCUGCUGACUCCCACUUAAGAGACAGUUUACCAUUCCAAGAUCACAACUUAGUGACAUUUAACCAAUUGAAGCCACGUCGCAAUGGCAAACACCAGUUGUUCAACGUGACAAAGGCAGGUAAGCUGUACACGGCACAGACAUUAGAUGCCGAGAAACUAUGUACAUAUAAUAUGGAAUGUUUCCGCAUUUUCAAAAUUGCCAUCCACCAAGAUGAAACUUUCAUGAAAAUAUUGAAGGUGAAAGUGGUCAUUGUGGACAUAAAUGACCACAAACCUGAGUUUGCCAAAAAACUGGUCAGCCUUCAGUUUGAUGAAGGCGAUGGAAAGGGCAUGAGGAAAUCCAUUCCUAAUGCUGUAGACAAGGACGUUGGUGUGGUCAAUUCGAAAAUUACUUAUCAGAUAGAACGCAGCUCUGAGAAGGCAUCAUGCCCUUUCACGUUGUCUGUUAGAAAAACUAUAAGUGGCAGGUCAGAACUUGGAAUUGUUUUGGAGAGAAAACUUGACAGAGAAGUGAAAGAUUCCUAUAAUAUUCGCGUGGUGGCCAAAGAUGGAGGUUAUCCACCUAAACAAAGUACUUUAGAUGUGAAAAUAACUGUGACAGAUGUUAAUGACAAUGCACCAGUGUUUAAUAAUGAUAUUUAUAAUAUUUCUAUACAAAAUACAUACCAAAGGAACAAACCAGUCGUUAUUUUGUCAGCAAAAGACUCAGACUUUGGGGAAAAUGGCCAUGUUUCUUAUUAUUUCAGUUCAGAGACUCCAGAGGCUGUCAAAUCUCAUUUUCGACUGAAUCAAGUCACUGGAGAAAUAUUUCUCCAAAAAGACAUUUCUUUAGAACGGAAGCAAGCUUAUAAAUUGUUUGUGCGAGCUACUGAUCAAGGUAGCUCCCCUCUCAGUUCUAUAGCCAUGGUUCUGGUAAAUAUUGUUAACCAACACAACAUGGCUCCAGAAAUAGAUGUCAACUUUGUCACUCAGAUAAAAGAGAAUACAGCAGCCAUUUCUGAAGGAAUCAAAGUUAGCAGUUUCAUAGCUUAUGUCAGUGUUAUUGACAAUGAUGUUGGACAGAAUGGUGAGGUGGAAUGUUCUUUAGAACAUGAAAAAUUUCUUCUCUUAGAUUUAGGUUCAAAUGAAUAUAAGGUAACAUUGAGGAAACCUGUGGACAGAGAGAAACAAGAUAGGUAUGACAUAACAAUUUCUUGCGAAGACAAAGGAUCCCCUCCUUUACAGACUCAGAGACAGUUCUCCAUUGAAGUAAUGGAUGUCAACGAUGUACAGCCACAAUUUACAAAAGAAUCGUUUAAAUUUCUGACUUAUGAAAAUGGGAAAACAAACUUCCCCAUUGGUUUUAUAAAUGCUACUGACCCCGAUAUGGGAGCUGGAGGUCAACUGACUUUUUCUCUGUUGAGUACCAGUAAACAUGUGAUACCAUUCCAGAUAACUGAUUAUGGUUUUAUCUCAACCACUAUACCACUGGAUAGAGAACAACAAAAUGUUUAUAAGUUCCAAGUAUUUGUCAAAGACAACGGGAAUCCUUCAUUAAAUAACACAGCCAAUGUGAUUGUAGAAGUUUUAGAUGAGAAUGAUAAUGCCCCUUAUUUCACCUUCCCUAGUUCGGACCCUUUCAGUUUAAAUGUCCACUAUCAUCCCCAAAGUAAAAAAGAGAUCACUAUUUUAAGGGCUUCAGACAGGGACAGUCAUUUAAAUGCAUUCCUUAAAUAUGACAUAGUAAAAGGCAACAACAAACAGUUAUUUGCAAUAAACCCCUAUUCUGGGGCACUGUCUUUUGCUCGGACAGUUUACCAAAAUGAUGCUGGUACCUAUGACUUGAAAUUCGUUGUGAAAGACAGUGGGACCCCUGUUCUCUCAGUGACAACCAUGGUGUCUUUAACACUGACCGUUAGCAACAAGACAUCUCCAGCACUGAACAAUGUUCCAUUACAGACUGACCACAUGAUUAACUUGACCUGGGUCAUUGUUAUUGUAACGGCCGCUGUAAUAGCCUCAGUGGCCAUUGUAGUAUCAAUAACCCUGUGUAUUGUCAGAUGUAACAAUGGUCGUAGCCACUUGGAACCAACUGAAAUUAGUACCACCAUCCCAGCCAAUAGAGAAAAAAGUCAUUUCAUAUCUCUGACAAAAAAACCUGUCCCAGCAUCAAGACAUUCCGAAAUGAAGAACAGAAACACUCAAUUUAUGGAAUCAAGUCGGGAAUUUUAUCCUCAGUAUGAGUCCCAAAGUGAGUGGACCACUUCAACGUCUGAAAGGAGGCCUGCAUCUGUGCUGUUGAGAGCAGCUGAGCCCUUGAUGUUUCCCCUCCACCCACACCUGCAGCGAUGUGAAACUAGUAGUAAAACACGUGACAUUAUUACCCACCCGAACACCCAAAAAAUAAGUUUGAUUCCUUCAAAGUACACGACCAGCAACUUGUGACCAAACCACUGCAGAUGAGGACAAGAAGAGUCAACAACAACAACAACAACCAACAACCAACAAAUAAACAAACAGCAAACAAACAACUGCUGCUGCUGCUACUGUGAACACUGAUAGGACAGAAGAGCACAAUACAUUCCACCCUCCCCCAGCCCCUCUUCCCCUUUUCCAUCCCCACCCCCAGUCCCUCCAGCCCUUCCAUACCCACCUUGCACCAACUAAUAACAUGGAAUUCUUAUAAGAGACAAAACAAUUAUGUAAUGAUGAUGAUAAUAAUAAUAAUAAUAAUAUAAUAAUAAUAAUAAUAAUAAUGAUGAUGAUGAUGAUAAUGUUGGGUGAUGAGUAUGUCCUUCUCCCACCCCAUUCCCUUACAGCUGUGAAUGAGUAGGGAAGGGGACACUGGCUGCUUUAUCUAUACCACCCCCACACCCCACCACCACCUUUGCCAUGCACUGUUGAAGUGAGAUGCUUACAUCCAGGAUAGAGCAACUCACAACCUCAAGUUCACUCAUGCAUCAAACAUGUAGACAAUGAUGAUGAUAGUGAUAAUGAUGGUGGUGGUGAUGAGGAUGUUGGUCAGAGCAACAUUAUUAUUAAAUGUUUUUUUUCUCUCAGCUAAAAUGCUGCUGCUAAGCAUAAUAAUAAUAAUAAUAAUAAUAAUAAUAAUAAUAAUAAUAAUAAUAAAGAACUUUGGGGUAAUUACAUCAAUAUCAUUAUCAACACCAUGAACACCAAGCCAAUGAGGACAGCUCUAGGUGGUUGUUUGUGCCAAUAGAAAUAACAGCCAGGUCUUCCUCAAAUGAAACUUCACACAUUCUAGAAAAAGAAGGACACAUUAGAUGAUGUAGUCCUAGAUCCUCCCUCACCAAAACAAGAGAUAUAAAUAAAUAGAAUAUGGGAUGGUCAUGCUUGGAAUGCUUUUCACCAUGGGUCAGUUUCUGAUGUUGGAGCUGACCUGGGACUAAAUAGAAAGAUUAACAAUAGCAACAAUUCUUUUUAAUUUUCAAUAAUAAUAAUAAUACCCAGGGGCACUAUGCAAUACCUGCAACUGGAUAUGAACCUGUGCCUCCAGAAGUGAAAAACAUUAGUAACAUAAAACAAAAAAAAUGAUUUCAGCCUGGCAUGAAGUUCACAACACACCACCUGUAGUGGUUAGAAGAUGUCAUGAACUUUGGUUAUGUUUCUCACUAACAGCCAACAGCUAGAAAUGGCAGCCAAAUCUCUUGACUCACAUUCUAAUAUCUUACACAUUAAAUAUGCAACAUCUGGAAAAAAAUGAAACAGAGAUGGAAUGUCUUUGAUCAUAAGUCUGCUAUGGGAAAUUUGACCAAAAAUUAAACAACAACAACAACAAUUUUAUGUAAUGUUGUUCUAGAUAUACUAUAUCUGAAUAAAUGAGUUGGUCAUGGCUAGAAUGCCUGUGAUUACUGGACUACUUAAUCAGACUUGACCUGGGGUGAAACAGCAACAAAAACAAAUGACAAUAAUAAUAAAAAUAAUAAGUUUUUUUUUCUAAUAUAGGCACAAUGCCACACCUUUAGAUGUAGUGGAAGUCUAUGUUGACCCCAAAAUAUAUCUGGUACAUAUUUUGUUAACCACAAUAAGGACAGAAUGUAAAGCCAACCGCAGUGGAAUUAAUUACAGUUUAACGACAAGAGAUGGCCAUGGAUGGAAUAUACUAACAACAAUGAGAGACAGAAAGAUAUAAAAAAAAAAAGGAGAAAGAAAAAUAUUGCAAAGGA
Messenger RNA from Octopus sinensis (East Asian common octopus), 5330 nucleotides. RefSeq names its product protocadherin beta-13-like. The record is from RefSeq and is a predicted model, not a curated record. The coding region runs from base 1024 to 3588 and encodes 854 amino acids. Lineage: Eukaryota; Metazoa; Mollusca; Cephalopoda; Octopoda; Octopodidae. The transcript is spliced from 4 exons. Gene Ontology annotation, molecular function: calcium ion binding. Gene Ontology annotation, biological process: homophilic cell-cell adhesion. Gene Ontology annotation, cellular component: plasma membrane.